GUCGUUACUGUUAGUAGGGUACCUUCGAUACGAAAGACUAUGAGAGCGUGUAGGAUAGGACGCUUCGCUAUGGUCAGGCGAGGGAACCCCCUCCUGUUUGUGGCUUUCGCAGCGACAAGCAAGGACGACGCACACUAGCUUUCUUUUCCGUAGAAAAUGGUUCCGGUCAAUACAACGCUACAUCAAAUAUCCCCUUGACCAAAGCCAACUUUUUCACAGCACGGUACAAAAAGCAUCAAUAUCAGCCACUCGCUAUCAAUUCGCGCAUGCCGUCCAACCAAAAGCACCUCAAGCUUUCGAAGACUCGUGACAGUGAUUCCAACAAGAAUAUCGACAAGGUCGCCUCGGAAGAGCAAUUUGCGGCGAGUUCUCAAAUCGAUCCCGAGUCCACCACACCGUGCGUGUACAUCACUCACGUCGAUCCACAUACGACAACGGAGGGGCUGGGAUCCCACGUCCGUGGAACCAUCUAUCCCUUACUGCAUCUGGCUCACUACUUGUCCAUCGUUCCGGUAUGGAACGUUGCAACCAGCGCUGGAUUUUGGCAAUCAAAACGAUCCGCCAACACAGAAGAUUACAGUCUCCUCGAUCUAGCCGAACUCUUUGGAAUUGGUGAAACGACGGCAAGCUGGGAUGAUAAGGAUAGACUUCUCGAUGUACAUACGUGGGUGGAUCCGAUUAUAGGCAACGCCUACGGCAAGGUGGAAAGUUUAAGUGAAUUGCUCGAAUCUUAUUUACAUUCAAUCGCACUCCACCAAAAGCCUCGAUGGAUACGAGUGCAUGGUGCCUUUUCUUACCAGAAUCCAACUCCAAUGGUCUACCGCCAUUUGCAACAAGCAAAGUCCUCUUGGAAAGACAAGCGCACAAACAACGACACAAAUGACAGCUUUAAAACAGACUCGUCUAUGAGCGAUCCUCUACGAAUAGGUGUUCAUGUGCGCGUUCCGGAAGAUUGGUGCGGAAAUCAGUGGAAGGAAGACAAUUACGUAUCGCACGUAAUUGAAACGCUCCAAAGUUUGCAACGAAGUCUUCCAACAGGAGCUUGGGAAUGCGUCGCUUUGAACGUUGUUUCGGAAAUCGCGCUAGAGACGUCUGGCCAAGCGGCCGUACUACGGCAGGCCUUCCCUCAGGCCACCUUUUCUCUGGGCAAUCCGAUUGUGAACGAAAUUAAGCAUUUGGCUCUGUCCGACAUCUUUCUUCCAGCCGCAUCACAUUUAAGUGCGUUGGUGGGCUACUUUGUAUCCCCUCAAAACAGCUUGAUUCUCUUACCCGUUCGAAGAAAUCGGUGUCCGUAUUUGGAACCGCACAUUGCGCUGGGCGCGCCAGUGAUCGUGGCGGAUGGGGACAAUCAAUCCUUCGUCGCCGCCCUUCAGAUACUUUGGAGGCGCAAACGGAAUACGCCGUCGCGGUCAAGAUCGCAUGGUACAAUUGGAGAUUGUGAAGAGGGCGAAAAAACCACUUCGCAGUAG
Molecule: messenger RNA, 1469 nt
Organism: Phaeodactylum tricornutum CCAP 1055/1
Lineage: Eukaryota; Bacillariophyta; Bacillariophyceae; Surirellales; Neidiaceae
Exons: 1
Coding region: 267-1469 (400 amino acids)
Source: RefSeq, a predicted model, not a curated record